Molecule: messenger RNA, 8383 nt
Organism: Engraulis encrasicolus (European anchovy)
Lineage: Eukaryota; Metazoa; Chordata; Actinopteri; Clupeiformes; Engraulidae
Gene: sec16a
Product: SEC16 homolog A, endoplasmic reticulum export factor
Exons: 31
Coding region: 138-7493 (2451 amino acids)
Biological process (GO): autophagy; Golgi organization; COPII vesicle coat assembly
Cellular component (GO): endoplasmic reticulum exit site; ER to Golgi transport vesicle membrane
Source: RefSeq, a predicted model, not a curated record
CGAAGAUGGCGGUUGACUGCCAACCUCACUGCCCAACACAUUAGUGAAAAUUCACAAUUUCUCUUUCAUCAGAUUGAGAUUCAGUUCUCAACGAUACACGAUCGUGUUCGUGUUUGGAGUGGCGCAUUGAUAGGGCCAUGCAGCCGCCUCCUCGCCAGACCCCUCCAAAUGCACUCGGUGGCCCCCCGCCCCCCACCGCCUCCUCGGGGCCCAACGCCUUCAGGAGGACCCGACCCCAUAAGCAUGGGGCUGCAGCAGCCGCUGCUCCACCGCCCCCUCUAAGCCAACCCAUGACCGACCCAUUUGCCUUCGGGAGACAGGCCGUCCCUCAACCUCCUUCGGCCGCCAGUACUCCCAGCCCUCUGUCUCAUCACCCGACUCCCCCGCCCCAUCACCCGACUCCCCCGCCUCAUCACCCGACUCCCCCGCCUCAUCACCCGACUCCCCCGCCUCAUCACCCGACUCCCCCGCCUCAUCACCCUAGUCCUCCGUUUCCUCCUUCCACCGCCAACAACCACGCCUCCAGCAACCACAUCCCCCUUCAUCAACCCCCCAACAUCCCCCAGCAACACUGGCUGCCCCAGUCGGCCCCUGCCCCCAGCGCCUCGGGCGUGCCUCCCCCCUCCGCCUCGGGAGUGCCCAUGAUGUUCACACCGCAGCCACUGAAUACCGAGCAAAAUUAUUUCAACUCCCGAGAGCCUCCUGCUGCGGUGGCCGGUCCUCCUCCUCCCGGAGCCUACGUUUCCCACAAUCCCCCAUUUCCCCAGCAGGGUGGCCCUCCUCCACCUCAGACGGCCUCGCCGCCCAUGCAGAACCAGAACGCUCCCCCCUCUCUUUUCCAGCCCCAGCCCCUGCCACCCUCCCAGCCCUCUCCCUGGAUGCAGGAGCACCACGGCAGCCGUCCCCCGUCGGUGCAGAACUAUUUCCAGCCCACCAGUGACCACUCGCAGCCUUUCCCCCAGCCUCCCCCCUCCGGCCCUUCGCCCGCACCACACAUGCAGCAUCAGCAUCAGCCGCAGCAGCAGCAGCAGCCUCCCCCCAUGGGCCACUUUGAUGGACCGUACCCCCCUCUCCAUCAGCAGCAGCAGCCUCCACUAAACUCUUUUGAGGCCCAGGGCUACCUUAGCCAGCCCCAGCCCGAGGCGGCGGCCGCCGCCUACAACCAGCCCAGCGAGACGGGCACCCUGGGCAUGUUCUUCCACGACGACGGUGGUAGUGGUGGUGUUGUUGGCGCCAACGACGUGGAGAACGUGGAGACGCCGUCUGGAGGAGACGCGGUGGCGGGCCAACAGGUGAACGGCAUCGCCCACCUGCCUCACCCCAACCCCCACCCGUACCCGCAGCACCACCACUAUGCUGCGCCCAUGCUUCCUGGCGCGCCGGUGCCUGGCGAGGUGACUGCGCCAGUGGCCGCCGGCGGUGCCCAGUUCGACACCGUGGAGAACCUGGAGUGGGUGCCCAAUAUGGAGGUGCUGCCACAUGAGCCUGGCGCGGCGCUGCCGACCCCACCGGCACACGCCGUGCCGUACGAGGCCGGGCCCAACCUGGAGACACCCGACCAGGCUCCGCGGCCCGCACGCUCGGCCAGCGUCUCGUCCAGCCACAGUAACGUCAGCCACCACAGCGGGCGGGGGCACCCCCAACAGCAACAGCAACAGCAGCAGCAGCAGCAGCAGCAGCCGCCCCCGCAGCAGCCGCCUCAGCAACAGCAGGGCGUGAUGGGAACCUUUAUCCAGCAAGAGAGCGCCCGGCCCCUGGACCUCCAGGCCUCGUCUCCCUCCUCCUCCUCCGCGGGGGGCUACUUUGAGCAGAUCGACUCGGCUCCCCCCAGCGAGCCGGCCGGAGCCUUCCUCCCCACCCCCAGCCCGCCCAAGCCGGUGGGCGUUUUCCAGGCCAGCGCCAACUCCUCCUUUGAGCCGGUGCGCUCGCAGCACACGCACCCCGUCUCCCAGAUGCAGCCGGUGGCGGACCGGGCGCGGGUGGUGGUGGAGAGGUCCGCUAGCGGUUCCGGUGUCGCCGCCCCUGCCGCGGGUGCAGACGCCCUGCCUGGCAACCUCGAGCAGCCGCCGGAUGACUUCGACACCCAGUUUUUGCCCGGGACUCUCGGCGGCGCCAUGGGAGGCGAUGGCGGCGACCCUCGCGGCAGUGGCCAGUCCGGGAUGCACCGCCCCGGUGCCAGGCGCCUGUGCGACAGCCCUGCCACCACGCUCUGGGCCCCCAACAACGCGGCAAACCUGAGCCUGAGCGGAAACAUCCUGUUGGCUCCCGCCGCCCCCGUCCUCACCGUGCCCCUGGUGACCGCCCCGGCCGAGGUCAUCCAGCCCCCCGAGGACGGGCCCCUGGACCUGGGCAACCGCUCAGCCAACGCCGCGGCCCCUCCCUUAGCCUCGGAGAACCUGGAGAACCCUCCGGAGCCCUCCUCCUCCCUGCAGAGCCCGCCGCCCCUGCCCCCUUCUCAGGCAAGUCUGGGCUACGCCUCCCUACUGGUGUCUACGCCGCCCGCUGAGGCCUUCAACCAAUCGGUGCUGAUCGCGCCGCCCUCCUCCAAUUACAGCGUGCUUCCGUCGCCGGGCCACGCCCACGCCCAAGCUCAUGGUCACGGCGCUGUCUACCCCCCGAGCAGCGCCGGCUGCGUCUCUCCGGAGUCGGCCCGGCCACAGCCUCUCUUGUCCAAUCCCUUGGCUGCGCAGUCUCCUCUGGCAGCAAUGACACCCAAUCAGCCGCUGUUUUUCCCGCAAGCGCCCAAAAGCUUUCCCGCCUCUCCUCCCGCCGCCGCCGCCGCUUCUCCCUCUUCCACCAAUCACCACAGCCCGCUGAACUUGACCGCAGACUGCAAGGAGGCCGCCAAGCCCCUCCCUCUGCUCACCAACGCCCAAUCAGUGCGCGGGGACAGUCAGCCCCAGUCCCUGCUGCCCGCCAAUCCCCAAGCUGCUUUACCCUCCCCUUCCCCCUCCUCCUCCUCCUCCGCCUCCGCUGCAGUGUCCAAUCAUAAUCAGCCUUCAAAUUACGAGCUGCUUGAUUUCUCUAUGCAUCACUCGCUAAGCUCCAAUCAGGCCUCAUCGUCGUCGCCGGCGCCGCCUCUGCCUCUGCCACAGCUGGCCAGCCCGGCCGCGGCAGCAGCGUCACCACAAGUGGCUGGUGGUGCUAGUGGCGUUAACGCCCCUGGCUCCGGUUUCUACCUACAGGUCACCAAAGAUGCCCAGCAGGGCACGCAGGGCGAGGGCGACGCUGCUGCUGCCGCCACUCGUCCUCCGAGCGUGCCCGCACCUGUCUCCCAGCAGCCAACCCCGCCAGCCGCCCUCCCACUACAGCAGCAGCAGCAGCAGCCGCCAAGGACAUCCUCCGCCAUGGCCAUGCCAAUGCCCGUGCCCGCUCCCGUGCCCGCUAUGCCACCUCCAGCUGCUAUGCCCCCUCCCUCCUCCUCCUCCUCCUCCUCCAUGCCCCCUCCCCCUGCCCCUGCUACCCCUGCUCCUGUUCCCCCUGGUGCUCCCACUGCUCCGCUGCCCCAUCCUCCCAACGCAGAGCCUCCGAGGCCUCCCUCUGCGGCAGGAGGCGUACCGCCGGGCUACGGGCCGCCCCAUCACGCCCCUCCCCCUGCUCCCAUGCCCGGUGGCCACGCUGGUUACUACGGCGCUUACCCGGACUACUACGACGGCCGAGGGGGGGGAGCUGUGCCCUACGGCCCGCCCGGCGGCUACCCCAUGCACGACCCCCGGGCACAGCCAUAUCCCCAGGAUGACCCAUAUCGGCGGGCGUCUGAUCCGCGUUACGCCGGCUACGGUGCCGAGCGUCAGCCCGAGAGGCCCAGCUCCCGCUCCAGCCAGUACUCCGAGAGGUCCCACUCCAGCAGGCAAGGCUAUGAGGAGUACCCCCCUCGCACUACUACCCAGGAAGACUACUAUGCAGAGUACUAUAAGAAGCAGUACGAACAGCAGUAUGGGGCAGAUCGUAGUCGCUGGUAUGAUCAGACUGCUGCGUACGACCGCUACAGGGGUUACUAUGACCAGUCGUCCUACAACUGGUACAACUACAACCCCGAGGCCUACCGCAAAGUAGACGGCUACAGUUACAACUACGGCCAACAGCAGCAGUACCCCAACAGCACCCGUCAGGACGACCCGUGGCGCUACUACCCGGGCUACGACAACAGCUUCGAGGAGGACUACCGGCGGCAGCGCGACCCCUACGGAGACGACUUCGACCGGCGCAGCAUGGGCAGCGAGCGCUCCUCCCACAGCGUCCACAGCAGGCAGAGCUCACGCCAACACAGCCGACGCAACAGCUUCAGCUCCCACUCGCAACAGAGCCAGGUGUACAGGAGCCAGCCUGACCUGGUGGCUGCCACAGCAGCCUACGACCCCUCCCUGUCAGGGCUGCCCCUGGACUACUCCAACUACAGCCAGUACCCCACGCAGCAGGAAUACACUGAAACCAACAGCUGGCCCAUCGUAGAGCAACCACCCCCCCGGCCCCUGACUCCAGAGAAGUAUACGGUGCCCCACCGCUGCGCGCGCUUCGGUGCCGCCGGUCAGCUAAUCAUUGUGCAGCCCAACAUGCCCUCAGCUGGCCAGCCUGCCCUCAUCGAAGUCCACACCAUAGAGACGCUCAUGCAGGAUUCUCCGGAGCAGUCGGAGCUACGCACAUUCCCCGGGCCCCUGAUUAAGGAGGAAACGCACAAAGUGGAUGUUAUCAAGUUUGCCCAAAACAAAGCUCUGGAGAGCAUGCGCAGUGAUGACCUUAUAGACAAAUACUCAGCUUGCCUUAUCUGGGAGUUCAUCGUUUUGAUGUGCCGACAAAAUGGGACGGUGGUGGGCACGGACAUCGCGGACCUGCUCCUGCGUGAGCACCGCUCGGUGUGGCUGCCCGGCAAGUCCCCUAACGAGGCCAACCUGAUCGACUUCAACAACGAGGCCCUGGAGCAGCCCGAGGAGGCGGAGCAGGGCGCCCUGUCCCUCAUCUCCGACACCUUCAUGACCGUGCCCGACAACGUGGGCAAGGAGACGGAGCGCUUCCGCGAGCUGCUGCUCUUUGGACGCAAGAAGGAUGCUCUGGAGUCUGCCAUGAAGAACGGACUGUGGGGUCACGCCCUGCUGCUGGCCAGUAAGAUGGACAGCAGGACACACGCUCGCGUCAUGACCAGGUUUGCGAACAGCUUACCCAUCAAUGACCCGCUGCAGACCGUUUACCAGCUCAUGUCUGGCAGAAUGCCCGCUGCUGCUACAUGUUGCGGCGAUGAGAAGUGGGGAGACUGGCGCCCCCACCUGGCCAUGGUCUUGUCCAACCUCACUCACGCUGUGGACCUGGACAUGAGGACCAUCGCCACCAUGGGGGACACGCUGGCCUCUAAGGGUCUGGUGGAUGCUGCCCAUUUCUGCUAUCUAAUGGCUCAGGUGGGCUUGGGGGUGUUUACCAAGAAAAGCACGAAGAUGGUCCUCAUUGGAUCCAACCACAGUCUGUCGUUUGAGAAGUUCUGCUCUUCAGAGGCCAUCCAGCGUACAGAGGCGUACGAGUAUGCACAGUCUCUCGGCUCUCAACCACUCAGCCUCCCCAACUUCCAGGUGUUCAAGUUCAUCUAUGCGUGUCGCCUGGCUGAGUCGGGGCUGUGUGCCCAGGCCUUCCACUACUGCGAGGUCGUCAGUCGAGCCCUCCUCACACAGACUCCCUACCACUCAGCCGAGUUCAUUGCACAGCUCAUUGAGAUGUCUGCGCGACUGCGUUUCUACGACCCCCAACUGAAGGAGAAGCCGGAGCAGGAGCUCUUCUUGGAACCUGAUUGGCUGAUGCACCUGAGGCAGCUGGACCGACAGAUCAAGGGAGGAGAGAUCACGUUUAGGGAGCGGGACCGAGGGACGCCCCAGCUGUACCCCUGCUCCACGCCCAGCUCCGAGGAGCCGCCCACCCCACCCAACCCCUCUGCACACACCCCCGACGCCUCCAACCCCCUCAUGGCCACACUCAUGCCCGGGGCACCCCUGCCAGGUGUCCAACUCAUGCCCCCAGCCCCGCCCACCAUCCUCCAGGACGGCGCUCCCCCCAUGGCCCCCACGCCGGACGCCAUGGGCGGCUUCUACCCGACGGUGCCCGCGCCAACUGUGCCCACCUUCUCGCCCACCUACCAGGUCGACGGCAGUGCCCCCAUGGCAAUGCCCCCUCUCUCCAUGCAGCACACUGGACCACCCACACCACAGUUAAACUCUGAAAUGCCCGGACACAUGACCCCUCAGUUGCCCGGUCAGAUGCCUUGCCCUCCCAUGCCCGGCCAACAGAUGCCCCCGCAGGUGCCACCGGGGCAGAUGCAGGUGCCGCCACCCAUGCCGGGGCAAAUGCCGGGCCAGAUGCCGGGGCAAAUGCCAGGACAGAUGCAGGGGCAAAUGCCAGGACAGAUGCCAGGACAGAUGCCGGGAGGGCACAUGCCUCCUCCGUCUAUGCCGGGACAGAUGCUGCCUCCAUCUAUGUCCGGUCAGAUGCCGCCACCUAUGCCAGGCGGAGACGGGCCUGCUGCACCACCCUCUCCCCAGAUGCCACCCCUUCACCCACCUCAGAUGGACUUCUACGACCAGAUGGCACACCUGGGUCCGGGCAGAAGAUCCAGGACCACCUCACAGUCUUCUAUGCAUAUGGGACCGGGCCGUCGCUCCCGGACGACGUCAGAGUCGUCCAAUCACUCGACGGGCCGUGAGCGGAGCAGCUCGACGCUCAACCAGGGCUCCCCGCCCCCGCCCCCCAUCCCAGAGGCCACGGCCGCACAGGAAGCACCUAAGAAGAGCAAGAAGGAGUCACCCAAAAAGAGUGGUGGAGGUGGCGGCUGGUUCACUUGGCUCUACCCAAGGAAGAACGAGGCCUUCCUCCCUGACGACAAACACAAAGCGAUUGUUUGGGACGAGAAGAAACAGAGAUGGGUGAAUCAGGAUGAGCCAGAGGAGGAGAGCAAGCCCCUUCCACCUCCCCCCUCCUUCCCCAAGAUGGUCCCAGCCGGACCAGGCCCCGGGGGCCCACCAGGAGCCGCCCCCCCAGCAGGAGGAAACAUGUUCAGGAGAGGAGGUGCAAAGAGCCGAUACGUGGACGUGCUGAACCCUGGCAGGGGGGCCGGUGGGGGUGCCCCUGCCCCCAUGAUGACCAUGCCCGCGCCUGCUGACCUGUUUGCCCCCCUCGCCCCCAUGCCAAUGCCCACCAACCUCUUCACCCCCAACGCCACGGAUGAGUAUCAACCAGCAGAGGGCAACACAGCUGAUGGUGCCAACCAGACGCAACCCCAGAUGUUUAAUGCCACUCUGCUCCCUCAGUGCCCAGAGGGGUCUCAGUCAGGAGAGCUGUCCAGAUCUAGUUCAAUGAGUUCUUUAUCACGUGAAGUGAGUCAGCAUUUAAAUCAGCAGGCCCCGCCAGCAGCAGGCGUGACCUUCUAUAACCCCGCCCAAUUUGCACAGGCGGCUCCGGUGCCCACACGUGUCGGAGGGCGGCUUGGCGGACAGAGAGAGUACCCCACACUCAAUUGACCGCUGCUGCUCCAUAUAAGGGCUUCACCAUGCAACCAGAUUGCUCGUUCAUCUAUUCAUUUAUGAAGUCAUAUAAAACCUUACGUCAUCAUGCCAUCCCCUGCCCUAAUAUGUAUGUCCUGUUCUUCUGUGUCUGCUUUCUUCCUCCCCUUUUUGUUUCCCCGAGAGUCAUGUGUGCGUGUAUGGGUGUGUAUGUGUGCAUGCGUGUGUGUGAGAGAGAGAGAGAGUUAAAAGAGAGCCUGUCAGGGUUUUGUUAUGUGCAAUAAUGAUCACUAGUAGACUGCAUUCUAUGAUUUGCCCGUGUGUGUGUGUGUGUGUGUGUGUGUGUGUUUAUUUUCCCCUCCUCUCCAGUCAGUCUGCCCAUUUCAGGUGUGAGGUAAUGGGGUGGGUUAUGACAGCCUGGGGGCCUUUCUUGGCUCCUGCUGUGCUUAACAGUAUUGGGAGUGUUGAUGUGUUUUUACAUAUUUAUAUUAAAAAAAAGAAAAAUGCUCUUGUGAAGGGAGGGGAUUGGCUGGCCAUUGUCUUUUCUCAACCAACCAAACAGAACCAACAGACUUCCAUCUCAUCCAAUCAGAUCGUCUUACCCUUCCCAGGAACUUUGUCUAAUCAUUCUCUAAUCACCUCAUCUCUGCUCAUCUUUUUUUUCUGUUGUUGAUUGUGAUCUGAUUUUUUUUUCUUCUUUUUUUGUGUUUGGUGUCUCAGAAACUCGUGUAUCCCCUGUAAUUUCAGUAGAGGUGGAUUGUGAUAUUCCAUAAACCCAAAGUAUCGCUGUGUGUGAAGGAACAGGAGAUCGACUUUCUUAGAUGUUUAGAAUUGACUGUAAAAUUAUUGACAAAUGUAAAAGAAAGUGAUAAUAAAGAUAUUUUUGCUCUUUAGUACUUUGAAAAAAA